UCUCUACAUGUGUAUGCCUCUGCUGAGUCUACUCUAGAACAAUAUUUAUUAUACAAUAUUAUAGAUCUAUACGAAGUGUAUGUCACUGUGACUGUAUGUUCAUAUCAAGGCCUAGUUUUAUAGUAAAAUAUUGUGAAAUGUCGGACAAUGAGCAAGAAUGCAUACAAUUUUCUGGCUCAUCAAAGAAAGCCAAGAAGUUAGAAGAUAUGAUUCCCACAUUUACUCAUUCAGAGGCAAUGAGCACUGCUCAGGAAAUGUUAGCUGGUCUAAUUGUGAAUGACCCUUUGCUUCGAGACCUUGAUCCCCAUGUAACCCUCGAAGAAGUGAAUUCAAUGAUAGCUCUAGAAUAUGGCCAGGCAAUGGUAGUCAACGUCAGAAGGCAAGACAAUGAAAUUGUCCCCAUUGUUGUUACCCAGAAGGCCAGAGUCAUUGAUCUGAAGCAUGCAGUAAAGAGACAUUUUACACUGAGACAGAUCAGAACAGGAGGCAGUACUCACAUUAGCUGGAAGUACAUCUGGAAACGCUACUGGCUUAGUUACAAUGGUGAAAAAUUAACAGAUGAUAACAAAAAGCUAAAAAACUAUGGGAUACGUAACAGAGAUAGUGUCACAUUCGUUAAGAGGCUGCGUGAGAGGUGAUUUGUCUUCCUAGUCUGCUGCCACUGUUGACUAGUGUGGGCCAACGGCUCGACACAGUGUUACACUUGAGAUCUCGAUGGCUGUGAUAGUAUGGGCGCCAGCUCACACUAGGGGAUUCUUUUGUAAGUGUUUAUAAGGGAGGGAGUGUACCCUAACCCACUGCACUUUUGCAAGCCAAUACCAUCACUUGUGUUUUAGUGUUUGAUGUUACAUUGUAUACAAACUUGAGCCUUUAACUGCCAGCCUCUUUCUGUCACGAGGAUCAAAAUAAAAGUCAGACUCGCCGGCAUUGAAGAUCUUACUUGGGUUUGUGAAUAGAGCAGGAUCUAUGCUAUUGAUACACUCCAUGAAGGUUCUAAACCAUUUCCUGCCUAGGGACAUGAGGGUUCUUGAUGCUAAAUGCAGCUAAACCCAGACACGCCAUCAAAAAACCAGACUUGCCAGCAUUGAAGAUCUUACUUGGGUUUGUGAAUAGAGUAGGAUCUAUGCUAUUGAUGCACUCCAUGAAGGUUCUUAACCAUUUCCUGCCUAGGGACAUGAGGGUUCUUGAUGCUAAAUGCAGCUAAACCCAGACUAGCCAUAAAAAAAACAGACUUGCCGGCAUUGAAGAUCUUACUUGGGCUUGUGAAUAGAGUAGGAUCUAUGCUAUUGAUGCACUCCAUGAAGGUUCUAAACCAUUUCCUGCCUAGGGACAUGAGGGUUCUUGAUGCUAAAUGCACCUAAACCCAGACUCGCCAUCAAAAAACCAGACUUGCCGGCAUUGAAGAUCUUACUUGGGCCUGCUGUGAAUAGAGUAGGAGCUAUGCUUUUGAUACACUCCAGCCCAGCCACCGCUUUCUAAUGAGUACAGUGUCACCUAGAGAUAUGAUCUCUCCUGUCUGUUUAGAGUCUUGUGCUUCUUUCCCUUUCAAUGUCUCUUGUUGUAACUUAGUAUAGGCUCUUCUGUGAGCUUCCUUGCGUCUAUCAAUGUGAGUUUGGAGCCACUUAAUGUCAGGCUCUGUACUCACAUUGUCUGCCUCUGUCCUAAUAAGAAAAUCAAGUGGAAGCUUGGGUAGUCUGCCGAACAUUAGCUCUUAUGGAGCGAAUCCAGUGGCUGUAUGUGGGGUACAGUUGUACAUAAAAACUAACUCUGGGAUUUUGUCAGGCCACCUUUAUUUCUUGCUGGGUGGCAACGUUCUAAGCAGAUCAUGCAGGGUCUUGUUGAACCGCUCACACUGCCCAUCGGCUUGGGGGUGGUAAGGAGUGUACGUAACUUGUUAAUGCCUAGGGAGGAACACAGUUCGGCAAUUAAUUGCGACUCAAAGUUUCUGCCUUGGUCUGAGUGGAUCCUCAGUGGAACCCUAUAAUGUAGAAACCAAUCUUUGAUGAGGACCCUAGCAACUGUACUAGCUCGUUGAUUUUUCGUGGGAAUGGCAAUUGUAUACUUUGUAAAUACAUCUGUAAGGAUGAGGACAUCUUCCUUUCCAUCCGUGGAAGGUUCUAACCUGGUAAAGUCAAUGGCUAAGAUUUCUAGAGGCUAGUAUUCUACCAGCAGGCCCCUUUGGUAUCCGUGUGGGUAGUUUAGCCUCCUGGCAUCGUUCGCAUCUCUGUAUAUAGCUUGUCACAUCAUGAUACAUUUUUAGCCAGUAGCAUCUUUGUCUUAGUUCAAUAGUCCGCUCCCUUCCUUGAUGCCCCAAGGAGUGAGCUGAUGAUAUUACUUGUUCACGAAGUUGGCUGGGAGUAAGAACUGGUUAUAGGUCUGUCCAUCUUGCUGAUACUGCCUAUACAAAAUGCCAUCUGAUUCCUUCACUUUCUUUUACUGAUUUAUUAAUUAAAACUAUAAGAAAUGAAACAAACAAACAAAAGACAAAGCAACAAAUAAAACAUUUUUAAAGAAAGGAAAUAAUUUUAAUAAAAAAAAUUAUUCACUCUCAACACACAAAUCACAAUUAAAAAAUACUAUUCAGUUUGGGCCCAUUUACCACCAGCUACACACUGAAUCCAUUGUUCUCCAUGUGUAUCUUCUGAGAACAUGCCAUUACAAUAUAUACACGGACUGUCUUCAUCAUCAUCUAGAUUCGAUGAUUUGCCUUUUGAUUUCCUUGCUUUGUGCUGAUUUGGGACACAUUUUGAAGUGGACGGCUCACCUAGUGUCUGUUUGUAUGGUGAGCACGUCAUAACAGCGGUACAUCCUUUGCGUCGCCCUUUCCCUUUGCCUCGUUCACAAUUAGCCACCGGGAAGGACUAAUGUUAGCUGGUCCCCAGGAUUUGUUAAGAGGUUCCUGAUCACCAAGUUUUAAAUUUGAACUGCUGGAUGUCGAUGGUAAAUCCAUCGCAGUGUUAAUUUCUUGUUCCCCAAUUUCUUUUGAUGCAGGUGCUACCUGUGUACAUCUGUCGUCUCCGCUGCCUUAAAUUUUGUCUUGCCAGGUUUAUUGCAUCUAGAUUUUUUGUAUGUGAGGCAUGUCCAUCUAAAUUAUUGAAGCUGGGUUUAACUGACUGGGCUUGACAAAGUUGAUAAAAUGUCGAAGCCAUUGUGUGAAUAAAUCCAACUGAAUCCACCCAGUCUUGUGGCAAGCAUAAAUGGAUCCAGGUGGUGCUCCAUCUUCAUCCGUUGUCGAGGAAAGAUAAACAUUGGAGGGACAUAAUCACCAGCUGCACUCAUGCAUAUCACUGUUGUUCCUGUCUCCCCCCCCCCCCUCUCUUUCAGCUGAUGACAGGAUUCCAAUUUGCUUUUUCUCUUUUAGUGCUAUAAUUUUAGCAUUGUUAGAUUGCACUGUUGUGAUGCCUUUCUCAUCCAUGUUAUAAAUUUGAUUAGCUUUGAAUUGCUUUAAAUCUUCUUUUUCCAAGAGAUCAAAAAAUUUCCCUAAUUGACUUUGUUACAAGCAGUAAUUCGAGCAGCUGAAGUUGAUUCUGGACUUUGUAAAGAAAGUUCUGGGUGCAUAGUUAGAAAUUAUAUUAGCCAGCCUUUGCUUGCCAUUUCAUUGUCAAUGCUGAAAUCAGUCUUAAUAUUGUUCAUUUUAGUGGUGAUAAAUGCUGUUGCUCAAUGUACACGUCUCAACAUAAUAAAAUGUGAGGUAUUGACCUGGUUGUAAAAUCAAUAGUUAUUAAGUCCAAAUUUGACAAUGUGACAUUUGUGGAUGAGAGACAAGGUUCUCAUACACAAUAAUUUAUUCAGGUUAGUUCUUUUGAUGAGAUAUUGUAUAAUUGUAUUGUAUAGAUAAAGUUCAUUACUCACCUGUGUAGUUAAUUCAAGACGUCGUCUAAGUUAACAUAAUAAUCAUAUGGGAGUAAGAGUUUCAUUGAGCUUCUGUAUUGAAUUCACUGUUAGUAGAAAAACUUCGUGUGUGACCUAGUUCAGGGGUCGGCAACCUUUUGAGUCGGAAGAGCCAAAAAUUACAAUUAACAAAAUUUUAACGUUUCUAAAGAGCCACAAGACUUUUUUUUUCUUUCGAACAUUUCGUUAAGAAUUCUUUAAACUGACGAUGCUGUUAAAAAUCUUGAUUAACAAAUUCAUGACCUCAACUAUUUCGUCCGGAAAUGCUUGGACACAAAGCGCUUCUUGGUAUAUUAUGCAGUGAAACGUAAAAAUUUCAUGGUUUAAUUUUGCGCCACAGAAUCGUAGUCGCCCCGUUAUUUUUUCCUGAUAUACUUCAGGCUCCAUCAGUUGCUAUUGAAACGAUUUAUUUAUAUCAAUUUUAUUGUCUUCAAUGUAUGUUCGCACCCUAUCUUUUCCUCUAGUUUGUCACGAGAGCGGCAGCAAUCCUAGAAGCUCUUCUUUUGGAACUUGGGAACACAUAUACCUGACAAAAAGGCCAACUUGUGCCGUGUCUUUUAUGUCGUAAGACUCAUCUAUAUCAAGUGAUAAGGCAGAAGAAAAUUGAAUAUCUUCCACCUGCAAAUAUGUUACUUUUCAAGACAUGGAGAGGGGUGCGCUGAAAAGCGAGUACAAGUGGCUGAGAGAUAGAAUCGAAUCAGAACAAUUUUUUAAAGUAGUUUUUUUUUUAUAAAAUAAAUAAUAUUUGCACAUGGAACUAAAGAGCCGCAGCUUAACAUCCAAAGAGCCGAAAGUGGCUCUCGAGCCGCAGGUUGCCGACCCCUGACCUAGUUGUGUGUAGGGUCAUGGUACAAUUUAGGUCAGUUACUGAGAAACUUGUUUAUUUUCCAAGGAUCAGCGUAUUAAAAUAUUAAAAGAAACUACUUCAAUAGUUACUGUAUAGUUUAUGUGCCACAUAAUAAUUCAAUCAAUCCUUUGUUUUUCAUGAGAAGGCCAUUUUGGAAAUAUGGUUCAUUUGCAAGGUUUGGUUGAUUGUUUGCUUGAGCCUUCUUGUACAUUCUUUGUAAUAUUGAGUCUAGCUUCUGUUCGAUCUUGAAUUCGUCAUGUUUGAACUGUUGCUUUAUAUUGGUAUUAUCAGUUAAUUCACUGGUAACUGGUUCUAAGUGAUUCUGUAUGGUCUGGAUAUUUGCGUUUGCUAUGGAUUCAUUUGGGCUAAUUUGUUCAGAUUCUAAAUGUUCGUGUGGUUUGGACAAAUACCUGGUAACGACAGCAUAUCAUUCUUGUCUUAGUUCAAUGGUAUUUGCCCAAUCAAUGAGUUCUUGUGGAGUGCAGUCUCGGACUCCUUUUACCAAUGUUGAGAUCCACUAGUAAGUUGCCAGCAACCAAAGCUUCAGUUUGACCACUAAAAAAUGGUGUUGUGAUGUGUAUCAUGGCUUCAGGUAGUCUGCUAACUGUACCAUUGAAUGCUGUGGCUUCAACAAAGUUGCCUGUGAGUUGAUUUGGCUUGACAAAGUUUUCAUGUAUUAUUAUGGAUGUACUUCCGAUGUCACGUAGCACUUGCACUUUCUGAUUUCCUACCAGACCUGGGUAACAUUUGAGACCCUUCGUCUUGGCUAUAACAGCCAUUGUUGAGUGUUCAUUGCUAUCGUUUCUGGUAUAAAAGCUUUUCUUGUGUACAUUACAUGGUUGUUUUGAAUCUUGAGAAUGGCUUCUGUAAUGAUGUCUGUCAUUGGAUUUAUAGUUUCUUGUGUACAUUACAUGGUUGUUUUGAAUCUUGAGAAUGGCUUCUGUAAUGAUGUCUGUCAUUGGAUUUAUAGUUUCUUGUGUACAUUACAUGGUUGUUUUGAAUCUUGAGAAUGGCUUCUGUAAUGAUGUCUGUCAUUGGAUUUAUAGUUUCUUGUGUACAUUACAUGGUUGUUUUGAAUCUUGAGAAUGGCUUCUGUAAUGAUGUCUGUCAUUGGAUUUAUAGUUUCUUGUGUACAUUACAUGGUUGUUUUGAAUCUUGAGAAUGGCUUCUGUAAUGAGGUCUGUCAUUGGAUUUAUAGUUUCUUGUGUACAUUACAUGGUUGUUUUGAAUCUUGAGAAUGGCUUCUGUAAUGAUGUCUGUCAUUGGAUUUAUAGCUUCUUGAUGUAGGCUUGUCAAAGUAUUUGCUUCUGUAAUAAGGUCUGUCAUUGGAUCUAUAAUUUCUUGAAGUGGGUGUCAGGUUUAGGAAUAGCUGUACACAAUUAAUGUCCCGGGGUUCCACCUGACAAGACAUCACUCACACACAGUCAUACAUAGAGUGACCAACUAUGUGAAUAGUUUAAAUAACAAAAAUUAAAUGAAUUUAAUUGUAUGAAACUGAUAUAUGUGUAUGUACAAUGAAGAUGAUAAAUAGACAAUAUAUAUAUAUAUAUAAUAUAUAAAUAUAAAGAUAUUAUUCAACAAUUAAUUUAAGCACCUUUGCUACUGCUAUCAACUUGUCACCCUGGUUUCAUAGUCCACCGGACUCUGACCGACUGGCGUCACAAAACUGCCAACCUCGCUAAUAGUAAAUUUAGACCUCAGGUGAUCGCCAAUUUGACAAUGACACUGAAAACUGUAAUAUAUAUUUCUGAGACGGCAAGCGACGCCCACACUAGCACAGACUCGAGCUCAGUAUAUACAACUCCAACACUGGCACCCUAUAAACGAAAUAAACACAAAACUUAACUUCUACUCUAAAACUAGAAAUAGUGACAACCUCAUACAACAUACAAUAAGACAUAUCACCAACGAAUAACUCACCCUAAACAGAGUCCAAAAAUCCUAUUGAAUAAUAAGUCUGAGAAACUAGUACAGACUAUAGAUAUAAUAACAUUUUACGAACCAACACACCGUCCGUUCCAACCAAAGUCAGAGGGUGAACUGCCUCAUGACAAAGAAUGACCAAUAGAUGUCACCGGACUUAGUGACGUAGCAAAACAAUUCAAAACAAACAUACAAGGCACUCUCGCCCCGUACAAGUACUACGAGUAUAGGAAAUAAAAAGAGUUAGGAUAACUACGCGACAGUGGGAUUGUCAGAGUAUUGAUCUCUGGUAUUGUUUCUUUCUGCAUUCAUGGACUUGGUGACCUCUCAAAUGGCAGUAUGAGCAUUCAAUUAUUUUGGUGCGGCAUUGUGAAGCAAUAUGACCUUUAUUGUUGCAUCUAUUGCAAAAUAUUUUUUCGGUCUUUGGAUAAUGUGGAGUUCUUUAAUCUUGUGAAAAACAAAGUUUUCUUCUGCUGCUGGUUAGACUGGCUUGUUUGGGUAGGCAGCUUUGUAUUGUCUUAUAAUCUUUGUUAGAGUUUGAACAUCUGGAGGGCUUCUUUCUAUGAUGUUAUCUGGAGGGCUUCUUUCUAUGAUGUAUGACUGGAUGUCUUCAGCAUGAGCACGGGUAAUGCUGUCAAUUAUUAAAUGUUGUCUGAGUGCUUGGUAAGUGUUGUCCUAUUUUGGCAAGAGAUGUCGUCAAACCACAUUGUCAUGUUUGACACAAAUAUUUGAGGAUCAUCUUCUUGUUGGUCUUUCACCAUAAAACUUCUUUCUGUAAAUGUCUGGAAUUGCACCGUACUGGCGCAAUAAUGCUUCUUUGAUGUCUUUGUAAGUAUUGCGUUCAUUGAAUGAUAAUUGAGAACAAAUGUCAACUGCUUUGCCGGUAAGUAGACCAAGGAGUGAGCUGGACCACUGCUUUUCUGGUAGGCCAGACGCUGUUGCUAACUCUUCAAAUCGUAAAAGAUAAGAGUCGAUAUUGUCUUUAGAUUCUUGGAAGGAAGCUAUUUUGGACAUAAGUUUGUAUCUGUCGAAUACAUUGGUGCUUUCUCGAUUUGUGUUUUGUUUUAACUGUCCUUUAGUUUAUUUUCUUCAAGUCGGAUGCUUUGCUUUUCAUCUUCCAGUUUCUGUUUUUCAAGUUCUCUUUCUUUUUCUUCUGCUUCUCUAUCUUGUCGUUUUUCUAUUUUUUUUUAAUUUUUUUUUUUUUUGCUUGAAAUUCUCUUUCUGAGUCAAGUUACUGUUGAGCCCAUGUAACUUGUUCAUGUGAGGUAUGUUGAGCUUUUCUGCUUUAUCAAGUAGUUGUAACAGAUUCAUUGUUGUUGAACUUGACAAGAUGAAACAAUUAGAUCUAUUGGCUUUAUGAAUAUAUGAGCUUGGAUUUCGAAGAUGUCAGCUGAUAAGAUGAGUUAAGCCUUACUUGAAGAUGUCAGCUGAUGAGUUACUGUGACGUGAUGUGUAUUCUAUAUAAUGUCUAAAUCUCUAUAUUAACUAGUAGAUUCGAUGAAGAAGAUCUCUUUGAUUCAAACACAGAAACUUUAAUUCUUAACUUGGAAGCACGAACGUAUAAUACAGCAUUUACAAAGUGAACUGUAUCAAGAAUAUGAAAUAUUUAAAUCAACUACUAGAUUUAGUACAAGUACAAAACUAUUGAUUCUAACUCAAGAAUAAUAUACGUCUUGCCUCUAUCAGAUUCAAUCCACGACUGAUUUCUAGAUCCCGCGUCUGUUCUACCCACGUGUCUGUCUUGACCUUUUAAUUAACAUAAAUGCCUAAACAAUCAAACCACCUCUCCAACCAAUCAAAUGAUUUACUAUCAGGUGUUACAUGCGUGAUCGCUACGUCAUUGGAAUUUCCUAGGUUGAACUAACCUUGAGGAGUUUUAUUUUAAAUUAUUUAAUAUAUAUUAUAUUAAAUAAAAUAUUUGACAAUGAUACGUGACAUUAAGACAUGGUUAUAUUUUACAAUGUUUGUUCAAUUUUUCUUCAUUUGAAAUCAAAUUUUUAUUGACAAUUGUAAAUUUGAAAGCAGCAUCUGAAUCCUGUUCCAGCCCAUCACCCCACAAACUGGCUCAUAAUGAGUGUCAGUUUGCCAAUAACACUUUACAAUAGGCGUCAGCGCCGUUCUCAAAAACAUGCCUAUGACUUGAUCUAUUUUUGUUUGAUUAGUCUCUAUAGUUCUUAUACACUUUAUUAUUCAUCUGCAUAUUUUACAACCAAUUCUAGCAUCAGUAAGAAAAUUAAAAAAAAAAUGCAUGAAUGAAUGAGCUUCACAGUUUUUAGGAAGCUCUAGUACUGUGCUCCUGAAAACUCAGUCUUACUUGGCUUAAUCCUUUAGACUCCCAGAGCAACAUUGAGCUUCAACAGUACUUCACCAUCUAAUUUUCUUCUGGGCCUCGUUCAUCAUGCCAUUUUGGCUUCUGGCUGUUCUGAUCGCCACCAUGAUUGCAUUGAUCUCUCAGCGUUUCUCUUCUCCUGUGGGUUCCAGUCUGUUCUGUACACUCAUUGAAUUUCUUUCUUAAACUUGCGCUUUCUACCAUCUGGGGGAAAAUAAAGAGUUCUUCUUGAAGGUGUCCUUAGAGCUGCCAUUACUCUAGAAUAGUGUUUCCUAGCCUAUACUUUUCAAGUUUCUGUUUUUUUUUUGUUGUUUUUUUUUUGUCGUUGUUGUUGUUUUUUUUAGAAUCCUGCGAGAUGCUUUGUUAGUUCUUUUAUAUAUUUCAUUUUAGAUAUUUUUUUAUGUCUUGUUCCAAGAUUUCGUGUAAUGAAAUCCAGUUAAAAUGUUGAGUUGAAAUUAUUUUGUUUCUAAAUAAAGUUGGAAAUCCUUCAACAAA
Molecule: messenger RNA, 9485 nt
Organism: Biomphalaria glabrata
Lineage: Eukaryota; Metazoa; Mollusca; Gastropoda; Planorbidae
Product: U11/U12 small nuclear ribonucleoprotein 25 kDa protein-like
Exons: 7
Coding region: 96-638 (180 amino acids)
Biological process (GO): mRNA splicing, via spliceosome
Cellular component (GO): U12-type spliceosomal complex
Source: RefSeq, a predicted model, not a curated record